Molecule: messenger RNA, 886 nt
Organism: Rhagoletis zephyria (snowberry fruit fly)
Lineage: Eukaryota; Metazoa; Arthropoda; Insecta; Diptera; Tephritidae
Product: C-Myc-binding protein homolog
Biological process (GO): regulation of DNA-templated transcription
Cellular component (GO): nucleus
Molecular function (GO): transcription coactivator activity
Source: RefSeq, a predicted model, not a curated record
UCCGAAAAGUUACAGAAAGAUCGUUCUGGCUGUUCACACAUCGAAAUAAAAUUUCUCUUUCUCAAUUUGACAGCGAAUUGCUUGCGAAAGACGGAAAUAUUGCCAGGCUCUUAUAGAGUGGUUAUUGAAAUCCUGUUGCACAGAUUUUCGUGCCGAUUGUUUCUGACACUAUCACGACUGAUAUCUCCAAAAGCAUGGCUUUCAAGCCUAUAGAUCCAAAACGCGAUGAGUUUCGACGCUAUCUCGAAAGAUCCGGUGUCAUAGAAGCCUUGACGAAAGUAUUUGUUCGGAUCGUAAAAGAACGCCCAGAAAAUCCACUUGAGUAUUUGCGCUAUAACUUGGGCGACUCUCUACAUCAAGCAGAUAGUAUGGUUUAUUUGCAAAGUGAACUUGAAGAAGCGCGUAGUGAAAUUCAACGACUUCGGGGCAUGAUCGAAAGCGUCAACCCAGAUGCACUGAACAAGCAGCAACAACCACGGGAUGAGGUUGGGAAAAACGAUGAGGAAACAACUUUGGAAAAUCGAGAAAAGUCUAUAGUUUCAAUAUCAAAACCACGGGAAAAGUCUCAAUCAGUAGAAGCGACUGUGUGCGAAGCCCCGUUGGGAAAAGAUAGUAUUCAGCCCGAAGAUCAGGAUACAAAUUUAGAAACACCUGGGGAUACCAUUAAUGGUAAUAAUCCUUUGCCAGCAAAUGCAGCACAAGUCGUAGACAAUAGCUCUUGAAAUAAUUAACCCGUCCAUAAUGUUUAAGCUUAUGUACGAAAAAGUACCUAGCUGAGUUCCUUAUUCCUAAAGAAAGUACUAUAUGUAUACAUUCAUUAUACCAAUCUUAAUAAAGUGAUAUGUGAAGUUAUCAUACAUCAUAUCGAAUCGAUGCCGAGCCAAAA